Messenger RNA from Culex quinquefasciatus (southern house mosquito), 2280 nucleotides. RefSeq names its product protein zer-1 homolog. The transcript has 11 exons. The record is from RefSeq and is a predicted model, not a curated record. Gene Ontology annotation, cellular component: Cul2-RING ubiquitin ligase complex. The coding region runs from base 1 to 2280 and encodes 759 amino acids. NCBI's taxonomy places the organism in Eukaryota, Metazoa, Arthropoda, Insecta, Diptera, Culicidae. Gene Ontology annotation, molecular function: protein binding.
AUGCUGGGACGUGUUCGGCUUAAAGACAGCGGCAUUAUGGACGAGGAGUUGCCCACCCUGCUGGAGACGACGUUUCGCUAUCUGGCCAAGAACCUGCACGUUGUCUGCAAUGACCCGGACCCGGUCACCCAACAGCUGGAGCUGAAGCCGGACGUCGUCAUCCCGAACGAAAUUUGUGAUAGAUUUUUACGCUACCAGCAGGACUGCGGCCAGGACAUCAAUGACCGGUUCAUCCAGAUUUUCCGGGACACGGAAAAGUCCCCGUUGCGCAACAUCCGGCUGCGCAACAGCACCAUCACGAACGAGGGCAUGCGCAUCCUGCUGCGACACAAGCUGAACUCGCUGUCGAUGUGGUACUGCAACAAAAUCACGACCGCCUCGUGGAACAUUCUGAUCGAGAACUGUCGGCAGCUGCGUUCCCUGGAGCUGGGCCGGUUCGUGGACAUGCUGAAGCACAGCGAGCCGAACGAGAAAACGCCGAUCGACUUUCAGCUGGUGCUGCCCCAGUUGCGCCAUCUGAUCCUGAACGGUGUGGUACUGCAGCCGUCGAUUCAGUUUGGUCACUUAUCGGAGCUGACGUACCUCGAUUUGACGGCGUGCAUCUUUGCAGAGUUCAGUUUGAAGGCGCUUAUCGAUUUGCCUAAUCUGAAAGCGCUGAUUUUGUUCAACGUGUGGCCACUGGAUCACGAGUUUCCUACGUUGUGCAAACUAAAGUCCUUGCAAACGUUGGACCUGUCGGUGUCGAGAGCGAACGUCGAUGGGAAUUAUUUGACGCCCAAUAAGUUGCUGUCGAACCUGGUGGAGAGUUUACCCAACCUGCGACAUCUGGACAUUUCCGGCACCAAUUUGGCCGGCGACGGGGUGGCGAUGAAAACCAACAACACCUCCAGCAGUUCGGACAUCCCGGGGUUGGCGAGCCGCGCCGAAAAUCCGCUGGAAUUUUUGGGCCUGUACUACACCGCACAUUCUGCAUGCAAAUGGCACGACAUUCCGGCCAUAAGGAUUGCGGGCGAAGCGACGGAGGAGCAAAUCUUGGUGGCGGCCUCGGUGUACCAGGAUCGCCACGAGCUGCUGACGAAGGUUCUCAAUGAUCUCUACCACCUGCUGCGGUUCGAGACCUGCAAGCAGAUUCACAAAGCGCUGGACGUCGUACUUUCCGCCAUGGAUAAGCACAUUCGUGUCAAGAAUAUACAGAUUAGUGGCAGUGCCACGUUGUUUUACAUUGUUAAAGGACGUAACAAGAUUCAGUUUGGAGUGCCGCUGAAAAACCAUAUCAUUCACACCCUGCUGAAUGGUAUGUCGACACACCUUACCGAUGACACAAUGAUGCGGAACGGCUGUUUGACGUUGUGUCAGUUUAACAUCCCGCAGGAUGUGCUUUUUGAGUACGAAAGAUUGGUUCGCAUUCUGCUGCACGGAGUUUCGUACCGCGAACAGGAAGGAUUCGUCCAGCGAAUAGCCAUCUACCUGCUGAACUCGCUGGCCUGCCAGGUGGACGGUAGCCAGAAGAUGUUCCUGGGGGAUUUGGGUGCUAUUUCGACCAUGCUCAACCUGAUCAGCGAUCGACUGUCGCGCAAAAUUUUCGACGAUGUGAUGGAGGUCGCCUGGUCAACCAUGUGGAACGUGACGGACGAAACGGCGAAAAAUUGCGAACGUUUUCUGGACGGUCGUGGCAUGGAGUAUUUCCUGGGAUGUUUAAAACUUUUCCCGGAUAAGGACGACCUGCUGCGCAACAUGAUGGGCUUGCUAGGAAACGUUGCAGAAGUGAAGGAACUGCGACCGCGCCUGAUGACACCGGAGUUCAUAACAGAGUUCGCCAACUUGCUGGAUUCGUCUAGCGAUGGUAUUGAGGUGAGCUACAACGCGGCAGGUGUGCUUGCGCACAUUGCCUCGGAAGGCGAAACGGCGUGGGCCAUUUCGAAGCCAACCCGGGACCGGGUGUUGAUUCGCAUGGUUGAGGCCAUCGAGCGUUGGGACCUUUCGGCCGAGCGCAACAUCAACUAUCGCAGCUUUGAACCCAUUCUUGGCUUGAUACGAUGCUACCACACGCCUGCCUGCCAGCACUGGGCCGUUUGGGCUCUGGCAAAUUUGACCAAAGUUUACCCAACCAAGUACUGCUUGUUGGUGGAAAAGGAACGUGGCAUUGAGCUGCUGCAGGAGCUGAUCGAACACCCACAGCCGUACUCUCGUUUGAAGGACCUAGCGAAUAUGGUGUUGAUGCACUGUCGCAACUUUAACGAUUCGCUAGACCAGUGCAAGAAGAUGGAGCUGGAUGGGUAA